AUGGCUGUUUCAGGCAGCGCCAGCCACCCCCCCAGCAGCAGCAGCAGCAGCAGCAGCAGCAGCAGCAGCAGCGUGGACGUGGACUGCAAGGGCGGCUACGGCGCGUGGUCCCCCUGCGAGCCGCUGGAGGGCCACGACACGCACCACGACUCCGAAGACGAGUUCAACUUGCAAAGAGGGCCCGACGGCCACUUCGUGGGCGAGUGCUUUCAGUUCCGCACUUUCCACGUCAUCACUGCAGCGCGGGGCCGCGGCAACAGCUGCAGCAGACGCGACGGCGCGAAGGCCUUUCGCUACUGCAGCGACUGCAGCGCGGUGCCUGCGGUGUACAGACACCUGGGCGCGCCGCCGCCCGCGCCCGCCCUGCGCUUCUUCGCGCUCCUCGCGGCGCUCUUUUGCCUCUUCGCCACGCUGCUCUUCGUCGCGGUUUGCUUCCGCAAGCUGCUGCAGCAGCAGCAGCAGCAGCAGCAGACCCGCAUCCCGCUCUACCCGCCCCAGUCCAGCGCCAGCCUCCACCCCGACACUGCAGCAGCAGCGGCGGACUCCAAGGGCUUCGCGCCCGCCCCGGACGAACUCACCCAGGCCGCUGCAGCGAGGUGA
Eimeria tenella is the source of this 600-nucleotide messenger RNA. RefSeq lists its product as uncharacterized. The coding region runs from base 1 to 600 and encodes 199 amino acids. The transcript is spliced from 2 exons. The record is from RefSeq and is a predicted model, not a curated record. Lineage: Eukaryota; Apicomplexa; Conoidasida; Eucoccidiorida; Eimeriidae.